Messenger RNA from Malassezia vespertilionis, 1590 nucleotides. RefSeq names its product RNA helicase (gene DBP3). Gene Ontology annotation, cellular component: nucleolus. The transcript has a single exon. The coding region runs from base 1 to 1590 and encodes 529 amino acids. Gene Ontology annotation, biological process: rRNA processing. Gene Ontology annotation, molecular function: ATP binding; RNA helicase activity; RNA binding. The record is from RefSeq and is a predicted model, not a curated record. NCBI's taxonomy places the organism in Eukaryota, Fungi, Basidiomycota, Malasseziomycetes, Malasseziales, Malasseziaceae.
AUGAGCACUGGCAUGAGCAGCAAGCGAGAGCGCGAGGAAGACGAUGCUCUUCUAAAGAAGAAGAUGAAAAAAGGCAAGGGUGAAAAGAAGGACAAGAAGGACAAGAAGGACAAGAAGGAUAAGAAGGAUAAGAAGGAUAAGAAGGACAAGCGCAAAGUGGAACAAAAAGACGAGAAAUCGACCGAGGAGUCGUCCACAUUUGUUUCUUCUUCUGUUUAUCCUGGUACGAGUGCUGCAGAGGCACAAGCUUUCCUCACCGAAAACAACAUCACCAUUGAAACUCCUGAAGAAUCGGAUAAACUUCCUCCUCGUCCAAUGCUUCACUUUCUCGAGUUGGAUGGCAAGGUGGAUCGCAAAUUGAAAAAAUGCAUUGACUCGGAGGGUUUUACGAAACCCACAUUGAUUCAAUCGUGCUGCUGGCCCGUUCUUCUCCAAGGGAACGAUAUCGUUGGUAUCGCAGAAACAGGCUCGGGCAAGACGCUCGCGUUUGGUAUUCCAGCAUUACAGCAUGUCAUUCAGAGCUCCUCAAAAAAAAAUAAGAAUAUGAUACAAGUGCUUGUCAUUGCGCCCACGCGUGAAUUGGCUAUUCAAACACGCGACAACCUGGCACGCGUCAGCGAACCGCUCGGUUUUGGCACAUUCUGCUUGUACGGUGGCGUCUCGAAGCACGAACAGCUGAAAGAGAUGCGAAACAACCCGCUGCCUGUGCGGAUUGUUGUCGGCACGCCCGGGCGCGUCCUCGAUUUGGCCCGCGAAGGGUCCGUUGACUUGAGUAACGUAAGCUAUCUUACGUUGGACGAGGCAGACCGGAUGCUUGACAGAGGAUUUGAGCCUGAUAUUCGCGCGAUUAUUGGCAUGACCAAAGCGCAUGACCAAGGCCGACACACGAACAUGUUUAGUGCUACCUGGCCACCUGCGGUGCGUGGGCUUGCGGAGACAUUUAUGCAGGCGCCUGUGCGUGUCACUGUAGGCAGCGAUGUGUUGAGUGCCAACCGCAAAGUCGCACAACAAGUCGAAGUUUUGGAUGAUGGACGUGCAAAAGAACGCCGUCUUAAUGCCGUGCUGCACUCGCUCAAUGCACAAAAAUCGUCAGACAAGAUUUUAAUUUUUGCGUUGUACAAGAAGGAGGCGCAGCGUGUGGAGAAUACGUUGCGGCGCUCUGGUUACAGUGUAUCGGGAAUUCAUGGCGAUUUGAACCAGCAUGACCGCAUGGCAAGUCUUGAAGCUUUUAAGUUUGGCAAAACACCGUUGCUAGUGGCAACCGAUGUUGCCGCGCGUGGAUUAGAUAUUCCAAACGUGGAACUUGUAAUCAAUUAUACUUUCCCGCUGACCGUUGAAGACUACGUCCAUCGCAUUGGUCGCACCGGUCGGGGCGGGAAAACAGGCAAAGCGCUCACAUUUUUUACUGAAGAAGACAAGGCUCAUGCUGGUGAACUGAUUCGUGUGCUUAAGGAUGCGGACCAGCCUGUACCCGAAGCAUUGAGCAGAUUCCCUACCACCAUUAAACGCAAGACACAUUCAAGUUAUGGAGAUCACUACAAGGAGCUAGUACCUGGGAAAGCUAAAAAGAUCACUUUUGAUGAUGACUGA